Molecule: messenger RNA, 3371 nt
Organism: Sorex araneus (European shrew)
Lineage: Eukaryota; Metazoa; Chordata; Mammalia; Eulipotyphla; Soricidae
Gene: PRRT1
Product: proline rich transmembrane protein 1
Exons: 4
Coding region: 183-1100 (305 amino acids)
Cellular component (GO): membrane
Source: RefSeq, a predicted model, not a curated record
CCCUCCCUUGCCUCGGUCCCUUUAAGCUCCCCCCCCCUUCCCUCCACCCCCCACGGCUGUCUUCAUCUCUCCAUCUCUGCGCUGCUGCCGGCUGCGCAAUCCGUGCACCCAGCCUCCGGCACCAGCCCAGGACCGCGACUCGGGGGGCUGCAGACACCCCGUCCCAGAGAGAGACUGCAGGCAUGUCAUCGGAGAAGUCAGGCCUCGCGGACUCAGUCCCUCACACCUCUCCACCGCCCUACAAUGCCCCCCAGCCUCCAGCCGAGCCCCCCGCUCCGCCGCCCCAGGCAACCCCCUCCUCGCACCACCACCACCAUCACCACUACCACCAGUCUGGCACCGCCACCCUGCCGCGCCUCGGGGCCGGGGGCCUCGCUUCCUCCGGCACCAGCGCUGCGCGCGGCCCCUCGUCCUCGGCCACGCUGCCGCGGCCCCCCCACCACGCCCCGCCCGGCUCUGCGGCCGGAGCGCCCCCACCCGGCUGCGCUACCUUGCCCCGCAUGCCACCCGACCCUUACCUGCAGGAGACUCGCUUCGAGGGCGCACUGCCCCCGCCGCCGCCCGCUGCCGCCCCGCCCCCGCCGGCGCCCUCUCACACGGCCCAGGCGCCCGGCUUCGUGGUGCCCACGCACACAGGCGCGGUGGGCACGCUGCCGCUGGGGGGCUACGUAGCCCCGGGCUACCCCUUACAGCUGCAGCCUUGCACUGCCUACUUGCCUGUCUACCCCGUGAGCGCGCCCUAUGCGGGAGGGACCCCAGGAGGCACAGGCGUCACCUCCACGCUCUCCCCGCCGCCCCAGGGCCCAGGGCUGGCGCUGCUGGAACCCAGGCGCCCGCCCCACGACUACAUGCCCAUCGCAGUGCUGACCACCAUCUGCUGCUUCUGGCCCACAGGCAUCAUCGCCAUCUUCAAGGCAGUGCAGGUGCGCACAGCGUUGGCCCGCGGGGACAUGGUGUCCGCCGAGAUCGCUUCACGCGAGGCCCGGAACUUCUCCUUCAUCUCCCUGGCCGUGGGCAUCGCCGCCAUGGUGCUCUGUACCAUCCUUACCGUGGUCAUCAUCAUUGCCGCGCAGCACCACGAGAACUACUGGGACCCGUAAGGACGUCCCUGGCCCGGCCCCGCCCUGCGCCCCCCGAGCUCCCCAGCGCGUUCCGCGGUCACAGCGACACUCCGAAGGGCGCCCUGCACACCCGCCACCCGGGCGACGGGUCUUCGAUGCAUCCUAAACCAGACCGCCGCGGAACCUCGAGGCUGGCGGGUGCGCUCCAGAACCAGUUUCUCAACAACGCCCCCCGAACCCACACUCCCACGGACGCCGCUCCCCGAAACGCCCGCCACAGUCCGGGUCCGCACUCGCUCCAGAUCCCCGCCCUCCCCAUCUGCAGCGCGCCCCGCCGAGCUCCCCGAGUCCGCGCCCCCGCCUAGUGACCGGCUCCCGAAGCCCCGCCUCCUCCGUAGGCCCCGCCCCGCCGCUGACAAACCCCGCCCCCAGGUCGGCAGGCUCCGCCUUCUUUUCUUCCCGGCGGGGUUAUUGAGUCCGGUGACUGGGUUGGAAGUGUCAAGCCUCACCCCCCCAAAUCCGCAGACUCCGCCUUUGCUCCUGUCUCUCGGAGCGAGCCCCCAUUCUCUUACGUUUUGUUUUGCCAAUGCGGUUUCCUAUCUCUUCCACCCUGGUCUCCGCCUAUUUUCUUGCUAAUCCCAGAACCUCUACUUUGCCGUGGGGGGUAGAGGGCCCGGGAUUGGACUGAGUUUUGGGAGGUUCCCUUCACGUUGGGAUGAAAACAGUGUUUGGGUUUUCUGUAAAUACGCCCACCUAUCCCGACCCGGGUCUAGUCGGGCAGACGGGAACCCAGGGGACAGAACCCAUGUUGGCAGGGGCCCGGCCAAACAGUACCCAUCCAGGUCUGCCCUGUGUAUGAGUGAGUGCGCGGGCGAGUUUCCGAACGACGAUAUGUAAGAAAGGAGACCCCAGUUCUGAAGACUGCAGCCUUGCAACUACCCUGUUCUUUUGCUUCAGUAUUUUACUUCUCCAGUGAUAUUCUUUAUCUCCCAUUUCAGGGAAGAUAAUAUCACUGGAGACAAAAGUGGGAGGAGACAGAAUCUCAGGCCACUAAGAGACACAUAUGGGGGAGGGGGAAGGUAAGCUACCCGGGAAUGCUAAUGGGAGGAUUUUAGGGCCCCUUUCUUUCCCUGGCACGCACUCUCUAGUCAACUAAACGGGACUUAUUUAGGACUACAGAGAAGGAGAACUGAUGAGACAGCAGAACAUUCCAAAGAAGUUGAGUUGGAAUAGGGUGGAGGGAGAGGAGAAAAAUUCCAACUCUUCCUGCCAGGGCCUGGGGCCGGGGAGUGACAGACAACUUGGAUUGGAUCCCUUAGGUGUGUGGUGCUGGUAGAGAGAAGCCAAAGGGAGCAGACAGCUGUGGGAACCCCGUCGGUCCAUUCCUGUUAUUAAAUAUAAUUACUAUUGCUGGCUGAUAAACAGCAGAAGUUUGUCUCACAAUUCCUGCGGCUAGAAGCCAGGGUGCCAACACAGUAGGAUAACGGCCUUCUCGGGGCCAGAAUGGUAGUACAGCGGGGAGGGCACUUGCCUUGCACAUGGCGGAUCUGGGAUUCGUCCCAGCAUCCCAUAUGGUUCCCUGAGCACCACCAGGAGUAAUUUCUGAGUACAGAUUUCUUAUUGUAUCUUCACUUGAUAGAAAGGGCUGUGGGGUCAUCACUAAUCCCACUCAUGAGGGCACUACUCUUCUAAAAGCCCCACUUCCGAAUGUCAUCCUUUUGCACACUGGGGUUUCAACAUCAGAGCUUUGGUGGGGAAGGACACAGCUGUUUAGACCUCAGCUCUAGGAAGAAGGAAAUUAACCUUUCAAGUCCAGUUGUGGCUAGUUGUCUUCUCCUACCCUGAGGUCAACCAAAAGUUAGUGGAGGGGAAAAGGGGCACAAGCAAUGGACUUGAUAUUCAUCAGUUGUAUACGCAGGACAAGGUCCUACCCUGAAUUUAUGCAUUGCAUUCAUACAGUAUGCAGGGGGAAACAUCUCAGACAGUAGGUGUGAGCCUUGAAACUCAUGGGAUUUAUAAUCUAUGAGGAAAGUGAUGCACCUAGAUGGGACACAUGGGAAGGACGUGAAAUGGGAUGUGGAAAUCAUGGGUUCUUUCUAGGGAUACUAUUGUCAGAGAUGUGUCUGUAUCUUCCUUUCAUAACCAUUGUUUCUUCUUUAAGCCCCCUUCUUAACUCCCUACUCUUCUGAAGUUGUGUCUCAAUAUUCAAUGAUUAGAAGUUGACCAGGAGCCAAAAUCAAUGGCAUUUUCACAGUGUUCUGCCUCUCCAAACCCUCCUGUGAGAAAUAAAUUUCUGUUGUUUAUAAGCCA